Messenger RNA from Volvox carteri f. nagariensis, 1209 nucleotides. RefSeq lists its product as uncharacterized. The record is from RefSeq and is a predicted model, not a curated record. NCBI's taxonomy places the organism in Eukaryota, Viridiplantae, Chlorophyta, Chlorophyceae, Chlamydomonadales, Volvocaceae. The transcript has 10 exons. Bases 1 to 1209 code for a protein of 402 amino acids.
AUGUCAAGUCGCGUCACGCGGGUUACGAUGAGCCCCCACCGGGGGCUGGAGGAUGCCGACAACAAGCAGUGGUUUGAGAUUGGGGCUUUAGGCAAUCCGGAAGCCCUACAGAACACCUUCGAACUUGUUUGGGGGCUAACAGGCGGGUUGAGGGGCCCCUCCACACAGGGUUGCGGCCCAUCCUGGUUCGGCCCAGCCUGGUACAGCACAGCGGGGGCCCAAGGGGUACCUCCAGGGAUUCCUUCAGAAGCCGAGGUGGAGUGUGUCUCCAGUCUGGGCCCCCCCCUGGAGCCGGGCCGCCUGUACCUCACCAUGCAGGGCCGUAACUUUUUGCGCAACCCGACUUUCCGUCGGGACGCCAACACGCAGCCCCAGCUGGGUCGUACGGCAUCAAGGAGUGUGUAUCAGAGCACGGCUUGGGUGACGACGACCGCCCUGGGGGACGGAAUUGCCUGGGAGGCGCCGCCAGCGGGCAUGCGGCCGUACGGCAGUGCGGCUACGGCAGAUCCGCCGCCGCCGUUGCCGUACCCUGGCACAGUCCCCCGUCUGUCCGCUGCUCAGCACGCGCAGCACCUUCUGGGUUUUUUCGGCAACGGCAGCGGUGGCUUUGGGAUUUGGGGCAAUGCCGUACGGGGCCGGGAUGAGCAUCAACCCGGAUGCUUGGCAACCCCCAACGACUGGUGCGAGGUGGUGCAGGUGGUGGAUUUGGGUUGGGAGCUCCAGCGGCGCGGCCUCACAGCGGCCCAGGCCGCGCACCUGCUAGAUGCGGAGCUGAGCUUGAGACUCAGUGUGUAUGUGGGCAGCCGCACUAGCUCCCGGGAGAGAUGGGACUGUGUGGGGCAGUACAGUGUCGGACUGCUGCUGGACGAGGGCAACGGUAACGCCAACGGAUACGGUUACAGUACGGCACACGAUGGUCAGCGGUCCGUACACUCGCAGAGCCCCCUUUGGGGCUUCGCGGACGAGUGUAUCCCCUCCAUGCAGUCCUUCCUCAUGCGCCCAACGCGACACCACUACUUCGCGGACUGUGUGACCUGCACGUCCGACUGCUGGCGCCGCUUCGAGUACGAGCUCCCUCGGUGCCCCCGAGGUGUACGGCGGGCGGUGGUGAUACUGCGGGGCCGCAGGGCGCCCAACAGCCUCAUCGUGUCGCCUCUGCCCAGACACUGCGGAUCCAAAUUCGCUUCCGCUGAGCUGCUGUUCGCCUAG